Elephantulus edwardii (Cape elephant shrew) is the source of this 996-nucleotide messenger RNA. It is a transcript of the gene STRAP, whose product is annotated as serine/threonine kinase receptor associated protein. Gene Ontology annotation, cellular component: SMN complex. The record is from RefSeq and is a predicted model, not a curated record. Gene Ontology annotation, biological process: spliceosomal snRNP assembly. Gene Ontology annotation, molecular function: RNA binding; protein binding. NCBI's taxonomy places the organism in Eukaryota, Metazoa, Chordata, Mammalia, Macroscelidea, Macroscelididae. The transcript is spliced from 10 exons. The coding region runs from base 1 to 996 and encodes 331 amino acids.
AUGGCACUGAGGCAGACCCCGCUCACCUGCUCGGGCCACACGCGGCCCGUGGUGGAUCUGGCCUUCAGUGGCAUCACGCCUUACGGCUAUUUCUUAAUCAGCGCUUGCAAAGAUGGAAAACCUAUGCUGCGCCAGGGAGAUACUGGAGACUGGAUUGGAACAUUUUUGGGUCAUAAGGGUGCUGUUUGGGGUGCAACAUUGAAUAAGGAUGCCACCAAAGCAGCCACUGCAGCUGCAGAUUUCACAGCCAAAGUGUGGGAUGCUGUCUCAGGAGAUGAAUUGAUGACCCUGGCUCAUAAACAUAUUGUCAAGACUGUGGAUUUCACUCAGGAUAGUAAUUAUUUGUUAACUGGGGGACAAGAUAAACUGUUACGCAUCUAUGACUUGAACAAACCUGAAGCAGAACCUAGGGAAAUCAGUGGUCACACUUCUGGUAUAAAAAAGGCUCUGUGGUGCAGUGAGGAUAAACAGAUUCUUUCAGCUGAUGAUAAAACUGUCCGCCUUUGGGAUCAGGCUACUAUGACAGAAGUGAAAUCUCGAACUUUUAAUAUGUCUGUUAGCAGUAUGGAAUAUAUUCCUGAGGGAGAGAUCUUGGUAAUAACCUAUGGACGAUCUAUUGCAUUUCAUAGUGCAGUAAGUUUGGAGCCAAUUAAGUCUUUUGAAGCUCCUGCAACCAUCAAUUCUGCAUCUCUUCAUCCUGAAAAAGAAUUUCUUGUUGCAGGUGGUGAAGAUUUUAAACUUUAUAAGUAUGAUUAUAAUAGUGGAGAAGAACUAGAACUCUAUGCCAGUGGUUCUGAAGAUGGAACAUUGAGACUAUGGCAAACUGUUGUAGGAAAAACAUAUGGCCUUUGGAAAUGUGUGCUUCCUGAAGAAGAUAGUGGUGAGCUGGCAAAACCCAAGAUCAGUUUUCCAGAAACAACAGAAGAAGAACUAGAGGAAAUUGCUUCAGAGAAUUCAGAUUCCAUCUAUAGUUCUACUCCUGAAGUCAAAGCCUGA